Molecule: messenger RNA, 1906 nt
Organism: Anopheles stephensi (Asian malaria mosquito)
Lineage: Eukaryota; Metazoa; Arthropoda; Insecta; Diptera; Culicidae
Product: SUMO-conjugating enzyme UBC9-B
Exons: 1
Coding region: 1039-1518 (159 amino acids)
Biological process (GO): protein sumoylation
Cellular component (GO): nucleus
Molecular function (GO): SUMO conjugating enzyme activity
Source: RefSeq, a predicted model, not a curated record
UGUUCCUACCAGCAGCUAUAGAAUCUAAUUCAACAUGUCCGGCAUCGCAGCAUCGAGACUUGGUGAGGAACGCAAAGCCUGGCGUAAGGACCAUCCAUACGGAUUCGUGGCCCGCCCAGUGAAGAACAUCGAUGGUUCGCUGAAUCUGAUGACAUGGGAGUGUGCCAUUCCCGGAAAGAAAGGAACAGCCUGGGAAGGAGGACUGUACAGACUGAAGAUGAUUUUCAAAGAUGACUACCCGACUAGCCCCCCAAAGUGCAAGUUCGAACCGCCGUUGUUCCACCCGAACGUGUAUCCUUCCGGCACGGUCUGUCUGUCGCUGUUGGACGAGGAAAAAGAUUGGCGUCCAGCGAUCACCAUAAAACAGAUCCUGCUGGGCAUUCAGGAUCUGCUAAACGAGCCGAACAUUAAGGACCCUGCACAGGCAGAAGCGUACACGAUCUAUUGCCAAAACCGACUGGAGUAUGAGAAGCGUGUGCGUGCUCAGGCUAGAGCCAUGUCGGCCACGGAUUGAAACGAAGGGAAAUAAAUUUAUUGGAUUAUAAACCAACGUAACGCUUUUGCUUUUAUUUGAGUUGGUGUUGUAGCUGUAUGCUUGGAAGAAAUGAUGUGAUCAUACAAAGGAAUGCUGCAAAUCCAUGGAAUAUUGCAGAUUAACAAACAUUGAAUGAAUAUCUUCGUCCAUUUUACAUAAACGAGCAUCAGCGACUGCAUACACUAGCAACCACAUACGAAUGAGAUGCAUCCAAUCGCGUUCAUCGAAAUACGGCAUUUUUUGUGAUGCUUGCCUGUGUUUGACUUCCACAGAACAACAACAAGAAAACGUCACUUUUCUUUUGUGACAUGUUUUGCUGCAUGGGCAAGCUUUUCCACACGAAAGUGUGCAUGAAAUAUUUCAAUGAAACCUGUCAACCACCUUGCAAGCGUCAUAACACAGUUUAGCGCUUGUAAAACUGGACGCAAAUCGUUCUUGCUGUGAGCAUACUGCGAUUCGAAAAGUUUUGUUCCUAGCAACAGUGAACCACCACCUGAUUCAACAUGUCCGGCAUCGCAGCAUCGAGACUUGGGGAGGAACGCAAAGCCUGGCGUAAGGACCAUCCAUACGGAUUCGUGGCCCGCCCAGUGAAGAACAUCGAUGGUUCGCUGAAUCUGAUGACAUGGGAGUGUGCCAUUCCCGGAAAGAAAGGAACACCUUGGGAAGGAGGACUGUACAAGCUGAAGAUGAUUUUCAAAGAUGACUACCCGACUAGCCCGCCAAAGUGCAAGUUCGAACCGCCGUUGUUCCACCCGAACGUGUAUCCUUCCGGCACGGUCUGUUUGUCGCUGUUGGACGAGGAAAAAGAUUGGCGUCCAGCGAUCACCAUAAAACAGAUCCUGCUGGGCAUUCAGGAUCUGCUAAACGAGCCGAACAUUAAGGACCCGGCCCAGGCAGAAGCAUACACGAUCUAUUGCCAAAACAGACUGGAGUAUGAGAAGCGUGUGCGUGCUCAGGCCAGAGCCAUGUCGGCCACUGAUUAAAUCGGAAGCGAGAACAACAAGUGUAUUUAUGAUCACAAACUUAUCCAUAAUAUUCAUACAUUAAUUUUAUGUGGUGCGGCCGGUGAUUGCAAAGCUCAUGCCAGCGUAGAUGAGCAAAGAUCUUACUAUGAACAAAAAAAUCAUCAUUUUAGUGAAUAUUUACGUGACGAACACUGUAACCCUAUCUCUCUGUACAAAAUUCGAAACUGUUUAUGCCGGUUGAUUCGCUUUCCGGCAUCGCCGUCGAAAGAAUCCGCUGCAAACGCCAGCACACUAGACUGCGAACGCUGCACUGCAAUGUCGAUUUGCGACAAAAUAAGUAUUGAUUCCUGCUACCAAGAUUCUACUUUGUAUGAUAUCGCUUUAAUAAAAAUAUUGUUCAGACGUA